CAGGUAUCAGGGCUGGGAUCAAACCCACGGCCUCCUGCGUACCAGGCGAGGUAGCUAACAUCUUUGUCUUCUCCAGGAAAACAUCCUCAUCAAGGACCACGACACCGGCGAUGUCAGACUCACCGAUUUUGGUCUCAGCUUUCAAGAGAGUCCCAAUUUCUUCAAGAGGUUUGGCACGGAGCACUACACAGCGCCAGAGAUGUACCUCAAGCUGCCCAUCACGUGCUCCGUGGACAUGUGGUCCCUGGGCUGCGUGGCUGCCGAGCUCGUGACUGGCGAUUACCUCUUCAAGAGAAAGCUCAAAUGUCACCAUCUGGAGAGGGUCAUCGAGAUCCUGGGGGUGCCGCCAAUGACUGUCAUCGUAACCUCGACAGUGAAGCUCAUUUCCUUUGGUGACAGGGGCGAGAUCUUCGUCAACCACAAGAAAGUAACCCCGGAAAGCUUACCCCUCAACAAAGUGCUUGGGACGGAAAACAUCCAUUUCCUCAAUUUCAUCAAAGGAUGCCUCGCGUGGGAUCCCAUGUGGAGGUUCACGCCCGAGGAGGCCCUCGAGCACGAGUGGAUGGUGGACAGCGCCCUCGAGCUGGAUGCGGAAGCGUGGCUGACGCCAUCCGAAGCGCCGUCGCCAGUGCCGUCUAGCCAGGCAGAGGAAACCUUUUUGACCCCCGGCAAUAAUUGCGGCACGCUCAGCGAGAUUGACGACGACUCCUCUCCCGGUGGCCGUGGGUCACCCGAUCCGGCGGCUUCCCCCCCGUCGCCGCCGCCGGCGUCCUCCGACAGUGUGGAGUCAUACGUGACGGCUUGCGAGUGGCCUCUCGAACCGUCGGGCGGAGCGAUCCCCUCCGCGUCCGGCGAGAGAGGCGCUGAGAAGGGCCUCAGAGAGGACGGCAGCCGGGACGACGGCAUUAGCUGGAUCUUGAGUCAGGGGUGGUGAGUCUUCGUGUACGAGUGGUGCAUUGGGUGAAGUUUUGGGGCUGGCUGGUUUGUUGAGUUAAAGUGUCUCCCCUUUUGGCAACGGGCGUAGAGAAUCCAUAUUCUUUGGGUCUUUCGGUAAAGUCACGUAGAUAGGUUCAAAGAAAAUAACUAAAAAAUAACAAAAAACUACGACGUUUCGAUCGCAACACAAGCGGUCGUCAUCAGGAAAAGGGGGUUAGCUUCUAAAGGUAAACUGUUUUUAAAGGUUUGAAAUGGUGGUUAGUUUUCCACCAAUCAAAUGGCUGCCAGGUGAACAUUAACAUGUUAAUGGAAGAUCGCAAAGCCACCGGCAUCUCUUGGUCGGCGCGCGAAGUGGCUGUGUUAGUGUGAACCUGUAAAUGAACAACUAACAUCGGAAGGUGGUAGGAUGGGAACAUCACAGCCAGUUAUGACUUAAACUGGUUGACAACGUCCUUCCAAUGAUUGCUCAGUUUGUACCCAUCUUCUCUGUGGAAAUUGUGUCCGUGUCUGUAUAUAUGGAUGGCUUCAUGAACAUCUUUGUUGAUAGCCAGUAGGUUUGAAAAGUAGCUUCGUCUUGGAGAAAUCAAUUUCGUGUGAGCCCACCGCAUUAAAACAAUGAUCAGCCACGGCCGAGGUAUUGGUCCUACAGUGUUUAAGAUCUGCCUUAUGUUCACGAACACGGUCCGAGACAUGUCGCUUAGUUUCUCAAAUUUAACUACUGCCGCAGACACAAAAUGUAAUGACUGCCACAGACACAAA
Molecule: messenger RNA, 1695 nt
Organism: Lethenteron reissneri (Far Eastern brook lamprey)
Lineage: Eukaryota; Metazoa; Chordata; Hyperoartia; Petromyzontiformes; Petromyzontidae
Product: dual specificity tyrosine-phosphorylation-regulated kinase 2-like
Biological process (GO): peptidyl-serine phosphorylation; peptidyl-threonine phosphorylation
Cellular component (GO): cytoplasm; cytoskeleton
Molecular function (GO): ATP binding; protein serine/threonine kinase activity
Source: RefSeq, a predicted model, not a curated record